Molecule: messenger RNA, 1242 nt
Organism: Coniophora puteana RWD-64-598 SS2
Lineage: Eukaryota; Fungi; Basidiomycota; Agaricomycetes; Boletales; Coniophoraceae
Product: terpenoid synthase
Exons: 6
Coding region: 1-1242 (413 amino acids)
Source: RefSeq, a predicted model, not a curated record
AUGGCACGAUGCUACGAAAUCCCAGACCUUCUUGCGCUCUGCCCGAAGAAAGUGGGGAACACCAUCAGUCCUCAUUUUGAUGCAGCCCGUAUAGGCUAUGAACGAUGGGUGAACGAGACGUUGCCCAAGGGUUUUGCUAUCGAGGUGGACAACGCGGAAAUGCCUCUGCUGGCGGCGCUCGCGUGGCCGUAUGCAAGCGAGAAGGAGCUCCGCGCUAUUUUGGCGUACAUGACGAUGUCGUUCAUGCUCGAGGAGAUGACCGACCGAGAACCCACAGAAAUUUCCACACGGAACAGCGAGAUCUGGAUCAAGGUUCUUGGCGAUCCGGAAGCGGGACGUGAUGUUUUAAACCCUCAUCCGUUCAUCAAGUUGAUGACCAAAUCCCUCGCUAACGACCUCAAAUCCGCCAUUAACCCGUUCCACUGGCCUCAGGUCCUUGAGUCCAACGUCGCGUUUGCGCGGUGCGUCAUCAAAGAGGCCGAGGAUCGCGAGCUGUUCGAAGACAAGGAUGCGAUCCGUACCGUUGAGGCGUACAUGGAAUAUCGUCGCGAGACAAUCGGAACGCGACCCUGUUUCGUGCUCAUGCGUGCGACAAGAAAGCUGUACCUCAAUGACGAAACGCUUCGUGACGAGGUGGUGGCGGACAUGGAGAACUAUGCACUGGAUGCGGUGUUCAUUGCAAACGACAUUUACUCGUACAAGAAAGAACUAGACGACAAUGGAGCGCUGAACAACAUCGUCACUGUCAUGACCCGUGACCCGCUCACGGCAUCUUUACCUCUGCAGGCACGAUUCAACCACGCUGCUUCGCUCUUCCAUCACGCACUAAAGCGCUUCGAGGACGCUCGAUCGGCUAUUUCUCUCGCAAAGGGAAAAUACGACGCGAAGACGUACGAUAUGCUGCAGCGGUACGGCGAAGGUCUGGUUGACUGGAUCGUAGGGAACAUCGAGUGGAGCAUCAUUAAUCAUCGGUACUGCGUCUAUGACAGCGAGAGAGAUAGGCAGGGGAGGGUAAUGAGGCUCAGUGCGAAGGAGGCAGAGUUGGCUGAAGAGAAUACGCGCAUCUCGGUCAAGGUCGAGACUGUUGACAUCCAAACGUACACGGUGGCUCAAAACAAAGUAUCGCCAAAGACGUACUUCGGUAUCCAGCUUAUGCUCUUUAGCCUCGCUUCCAUGUGCAUUUUCGUCUCGGGUAUCCGUAACAAUGACCCCGUCCUGACGGGCACAUAUUUGCUGGGUUGA